Mytilus trossulus (common blue mussel) is the source of this 1551-nucleotide messenger RNA. RefSeq lists its product as uncharacterized. Lineage: Eukaryota; Metazoa; Mollusca; Bivalvia; Mytilida; Mytilidae. The record is from RefSeq and is a predicted model, not a curated record. The transcript has 4 exons. Bases 316 to 1446 code for a protein of 376 amino acids.
CCUAUAUAGUAUCUCACCUUCGUGGUGUAUGAUAUAUCAUAUAUUUUAAAAUAAAAAAAAACAAAAAGUGAAUAGAAGAAAUCGUCGAAAGAAUACUCUGAUUAACAUAGACAUAACCUAUACCAGUCUUUUGACAUAUGGAUUCAGAUCCCACCAACUAUAUAUGUUAAAAAUUCCUAGCUGAGUCAGUAAUUCACAUAAAGAGAUUUGAAAGUGAAGUUAAAAAAAGGUUUGCGAGCUACUUUUUGAUAGUUUUAAAUGUGUAUGCUGCUUAAUAACAUCUGAAAAACGCUUUCAAGUAAAAAAUUGUGUAAAAUGACAAGCUUAAGAACGUGCAAGAAUCCAUCAGUGACGAAAAUGAUUUGUAUGAGUUUGGUAUUAUGUAUCGUACUAUACUUGAUACGAUAUCAUGUAAUAUUUCCAAAAGGUACUCGUAUACAUGAAAUGUUAUCAAAAACGAAAUAUUCAGUUUUACAAGUAUUGUUUCCUAAAGCUACACGUGUACAUGAACCGUUUACGAAAGCGACAUCUUCUGCUUUACUUAGAGAACAAGGUUCACAACGAAAUGGUAUUCCAGAUGUAUUAACAUUUGGUGACAAUCACUGGCAACAUGAGAAUAUUUGUAAGCCAUACACGAUGUUCCUAAAUCAUAGUGAUUUCCUUUUACUAAGAUAUUCAACAAACGCUGGGAAUGUGAAAAUAUUUACACAUUCUUUAAAAGACGGAAUGUCGUUAAUAAUAAGUAAAUCGGGUGCUUUUGAACUUACAACUAUAAACAGAGUAUUGUAUCAGCUAAAAAAAGAUCCAAAUAUGAACCUAAUUGAUAUUGGAACCAAUAUUGGACAACAUGCAAUAGCUGCUGCGAUAAUUGGGAGGGAUUCGAUCGCCAUUGACAAUGCAGUAUCGAAUAUAGAACACGCAUGUGCGUCUGCUGAAUAUCUAAAUAUUGGAUCGCGAAUAACAUUGAUUCAUAACAUUUUGUCCGACUCGGGUGGGAAACGGAUGUUUAGAUACAGUUCCACCCAUACUGAUUUCGGUGUAAACCAUGUUGAUUCUGAUGGAAUAUGGGACAAGAUGAAAAAGAAAUUCUUCGAGUUUAAUUUCGGAAAAACUGUGCAAGAAAAUUCCACCACGUUAGAUAAUAUUUUGUUCCUUCCACAAAUACAAAAGUUUAAAAAAGUAUUUGUGAAAAUGGACGUAGAGGGUCACGAACAUAGAGUACUUCUCGGCGCUAAACAAUUUUUUAAACGACUAGACGUGCAUGGUAUAAUUAUGGAGUGGACGUGGCAUGUAAAGCGACCGUCAUCGGAAAUUAUAAAAACUCUAAUGUCUGAAUGGAAUUUCCAACCAUAUCAAUUUUUUGAAACUACAGAAAGCGAUCUAAGUUUAAAAAAUUCUGACCUGUGGCCACAAGAUGUUCUGUGGCUUCCAAAAAGAGUACAUUAAAUAUUGUAUUAGCUCUUAGAAAUAAAUAUAUUCUAUCAGUGAUCAUUAAUUUCAAUUUGUCAAUAAUGUUAACUUAUGAAACCGUUAAAAAAAAGGGAAAACCAU